Messenger RNA from Glycine soja, 826 nucleotides. Its product is annotated as peroxiredoxin-2B-like. Gene Ontology annotation, cellular component: cytoplasm. The transcript is spliced from 3 exons. NCBI's taxonomy places the organism in Eukaryota, Viridiplantae, Streptophyta, Magnoliopsida, Fabales, Fabaceae. Gene Ontology annotation, biological process: cell redox homeostasis; hydrogen peroxide catabolic process; cellular response to oxidative stress. The coding region runs from base 151 to 639 and encodes 162 amino acids. The record is from RefSeq and is a predicted model, not a curated record. Gene Ontology annotation, molecular function: thioredoxin peroxidase activity.
UAGUCCUACCUCUAAAUCUAAUAAACAAAUUACAGUAUUUAAUUAAAACACGGGACUAUUUGCUAUAUAAGUCGGGUUGGAUUUGUAGGAGGAAGUAAGAAAACACAACACGAAUUUCAUUGCAGAGUGUUAUUUUGAGUAUCAGCAUCAAUGGCUCCAAUUGCAGUGGGAAACGUGAUUCCAGACGGCAUUUUGGCUUACUUGGAUGAAGAAAACAAACCCCAAACUGUCUCCAUUCACUCUCUCGCCACCGGCAAGAAAGUCAUCAUCUUUGGGGUUCCCGGUGCCUUCACUCCUACUUGCAGCUUGAAGCACGUUCCUGGCUUCAUUGAGAGAGCAGAAGAGCUGAAAGGAAAGGGUGUGGACGAAAUAAUCUGUAUCAGUGUGAAUGACCCAUUUGUGAUGAACUCAUGGGCCAAAACAUUCCCAGAGAACAAGCAUGUUAAGUUCCUUGCUGAUGGUGCAGCCAAAUACACCAAUGCCCUUGGUCUUGAGCUUGACCUCACUGACAAGGGUCUCGGCGUCCGCUCAAAGAGGUUUGCUCUGCUGGUAGAAGACCUCAAGGUGAAGGUUGCGAAUGUUGAAAGUGGAGGAGAGUUCACCAUCUCCAGUGCUGAAGAGAUCAUCAAGGCCCUUUAAAACCCUUGAAUCCUCUUGUUGGCUGUUUAACUGUCUUUAAUGUGUGGUGUGAGACUCUUUUGAUGCAAGAAUAUACUAGAAACAUUUUCCUUUUCAUAGAUGUAAUUGUGUUGUGUGCUCUGGGAAGGGCCAUGAUAUGGUGCAUAUUAUGGAAAUAAAUAAGAUUUCUUGUUUCAAAUGCUGUCAA